Messenger RNA from Xenia sp. Carnegie-2017, 498 nucleotides. RefSeq names its product transcription factor AP-1-like. Gene Ontology annotation, cellular component: transcription regulator complex. Gene Ontology annotation, biological process: regulation of cell cycle; regulation of cell population proliferation; regulation of transcription by RNA polymerase II. The coding region runs from base 1 to 498 and encodes 165 amino acids. The record is from RefSeq and is a predicted model, not a curated record. The transcript has 2 exons. NCBI's taxonomy places the organism in Eukaryota, Metazoa, Cnidaria, Anthozoa, Malacalcyonacea, Xeniidae. Gene Ontology annotation, molecular function: transcription factor binding; DNA-binding transcription factor activity, RNA polymerase II-specific; RNA polymerase II cis-regulatory region sequence-specific DNA binding.
AUGAAUUCAGAUGGAACUUAUUUGCGCGAGUUUGAAUUUUCCAUCGAAGAAAAAAAUAGAGGCACGAUCCCUGUAGACAAUUUCAAUACGAGAUCUUCUGGUCGUAAGAAACAGAAACUUUAUACUUAUAAAAACAUAAACAAUCAAUAUUCGAAUAAUCACGAUACUCGUCAAUAUAAUGUUGAUUCUAUUCCAAGUAAUCAUUGUCCAGUUGCAAAUGAAGAACAAGUAACUCCAAGUAAUUCCAAUUUGUUUGAAAGUUAUGAAGAAAUUGCUAAACGUGAGAGAAAAAAGCAAAAGAACAGAGUAGCGGCAUCCAAAUGUCGAAAGAAAAAGCUGGAACGAGAAGCAACCCUCGAAGUACGGCUAAAAGAAUUGAAAACAAGAAAUAUGAAACUGAUUAACAUUACUAACAUUUUAAAACAACAGCUGAAUGACCUUAAGAAAAAUUUAAUGGAACAUAUUGUCUUUGGCUGUAUGAUGAAACCUUAUCCUUAG